AUGCAGCUACUACAAUGGAGCCAAAACCAUUCAGCCAAUCACGUAGAGACAUUGAGCUAUUGGAAUGGGACGAAAUUGUGUUGGACCAAUCGUGCGUCAACACUACUGCUAGGAGAGAGUGAAGCCGUGGAUAAGCAUUCUUAUUGGAUGAUCUUAUCCAAAAGAAAUGGACGAAUCAAAUGGAGAUACACAGCAGCUUCUAAGACGGGCCAAUCAUGUAGCAACAUCCAGCUACCAAAUGAAGACGAAGCAAGCCUAAACCAAUUGGGCAACGACACCAGCUGCUAUGGAGGCGAUAGAUCGUGGAUAAGCUCCAAGAAGACCUAA
Molecule: messenger RNA, 327 nt
Organism: Microthlaspi erraticum
Lineage: Eukaryota; Viridiplantae; Streptophyta; Magnoliopsida; Brassicales; Brassicaceae
Source: the annotation of a GenBank genome assembly